GAUUACUUCACUUGAAACAGCACAGCUUAGCUGCCAGGAGAGUCCCGCGCUUUGACUUGCUCAAUUCUUUGUCUCGGCUCAACUCUACGCACGCUUGACGCUACGUUGCUCAAGGCCUGUACACACUACUUUGCUCCAGCAACAAGGAAUAAUGCAAGGCCUGCGUGGCCCAGUGCUCGGCGGGGCACCGCACCAGCAGGUGCCCGCCUGCUCCAGUUUUACUGCUCUGGUCCGGCCGCUGCGAUGCCGCGGAGUGCGCAUGGCGCCCCGCCUAAGCGCGGUCUCGGAGUCUGCAAACGGGAAGGUCCGCACAAAACAGCUGCGAUUCUAUUACUUCGACCCUGCCAACCCAGAGGACGUUCGUGAAGUAGUAGCAAAGCAGCAGGACAGCAAAAGUGGGCACCAUCACAACGGAAAUGGGAACACCAACGGCUACGCCAAUGGCAAUGGCAACGGCAAUGGCGUGCACAUCAGCAACGGGCACACAAUAGCGGCGCCAACGCAGUUGGUCGUUAAGGAGGCUGGGAAAGACUCAAUGCAGCUGCAGCGCCUAUCUACGCAGCUAGAGGAGGCGCGCGCAGCAGUCGCAAAGCUGCAGCAGUAUGAGGUGCUGUACAAGGAGUCGCGCAUGCGGACCAAGCAGAUGCAGGCGGAGGUGACUGCGUUGCAGCAACUGCUGGCGGACAAGGACGCGGAGCUGGCCCGGCAGUACAAGCGCAUGGAGAACGAGGCGAUGGAGCGCAGCGGCCUGCGCAGCCAAUUCACCACGGCGGUGGACGAGGUCAAGUCCCUGCGCAACGAGCUGGAGGAGGCGCGGCAGGCCAUGCUGGAGCUGCGGGGCGUGAUCCCGCCCAACGUGAUCACCCGCCGCGGCGCACCGCGCGGCGCGCUGGACGAGAGCGCGGCGGUUGGCCUCGGCAAGGACGAGAUGGGGUCGCCGGACGUGCUGGCGUCGCUGCAGGGGCUCGCCAAGCAGCUGGCAGAAGGCAUGGAGCAGGAGGUGGGCAGCCUCUUUGGCGGGUCCGGCAAGCGGGACUGAGCGGCACGAGCGGCAGGCCUGGCGUUGCUGCGCCGCGCAUUGCAGGCGCACGGCCGUGGCCCGGCGUGUGUGGUUGGGACAUGCGGGUUUUUUUGGGGGGGGGCAGGGGCAGCCAUUCAUGGCAACGGAGGCGUGGGGUUCAGGGGCUGGCAGAAGGUUGGUGCGGGGCGGUUGGUUGGCGAGCCGUGCCCCGAUGCGGCGAUGAGAUUCGGAGGCAUUUUGGUUGACAGUCCCCCCCUGGGCUCCUACAUUUGGAGAGGAUGUAGGCGGCAGCGAUGUGUAGGAUAGGCCUGAGGUCGCGGUAGAGAGAGCUGCAUCGUCCAUGAAAGUGCGUGUGGUGUUAGUCGGUCCGUUUAGGUUCAUGGGAUGCCUUUCGAGACGUGACGCGGUGUAUGGAUUUCUCUCAACCUGAGGAGCUGAUGCGGAGCUGUGCGGCGUCCGUCGUGCAUGUACAGAGAUAAGAACGGCGAACAAACAUAAGCUCUAGUGUCCAGACCGAGGUGAGAGACCGAGGUGGGUUUUAUUUGCGCUGUGGAGUGCGAUUGUGUUGUUGGCCGCGGGAUGGUGGGCACAUGCGCAACUCGCCAUCCGUCGCCACGGGUACACACCACGCGGUUUAUCGGUGUUGAUCAGUGUGUGGAUAUUGGCAGGAAGUUAAGUGUAUGUCCGCUCGCCGGCAUUUAUGGCCCAAGUGUAGUUUGUGCAUUGGUUGCCGUGACAAGCGUGUCGGCAUUAGGAGGGCUGCUGUGCGCGUGCGCGUUUGUGCGCCUAGUGCCCUGAAUUCAGUAUGAGUCUCAAGUGGCGGUGGCAGGCGCAGCCUGGCAUCCAGGAACAACAACAGUACGGUAAGAAACUUUGCGAUGGUGAUGAUUCGCACUCUAUGACCCGUACCAUGAUAUUCUUGUUGCGUUAAGUUGGGCAGAUGUUGGAAGGAACUUCCGACCUUGCCAGGUGCACGUGCAGGUUGCUGUGUGAAGAGAACCUUCGGCAAUAUGACUGCAAUAUGUGAUAAGGCGACCGCACCGUGCAAGACAUUUGUAAACCAUUGUUGUU
Chlamydomonas reinhardtii is the source of this 2092-nucleotide messenger RNA. RefSeq lists its product as uncharacterized. The transcript has 7 exons. Bases 152 to 1039 code for a protein of 295 amino acids. NCBI's taxonomy places the organism in Eukaryota, Viridiplantae, Chlorophyta, Chlorophyceae, Chlamydomonadales, Chlamydomonadaceae. The record is from RefSeq and is a predicted model, not a curated record.